AUGGUCUUAGCCAAAUGUGCCGAACUAGAAAAGCGAGAUGUAACACUGUCACCAAAGGUACGGUUCAAAUUGACAUUUACGAAACUGAACUAUCGGCAAUUGGCGAACAUCCUCCCUUUUCACGGCGGAGAUUUCAGAAAAACACAACUUCCGGCAAUUGACGAAAGUUCAGUGCCAAGAAGCCUUGGGGAUGUUCGUAUUAGCUCAUACUGGUGCCUGUUGAAUGACCAUGUAUUUGAAAUCUUCAUUGAUUUAUCUAAGAAUAUUGUUUGUGUGUGGUAA
Adineta ricciae is the source of this 282-nucleotide messenger RNA. NCBI's taxonomy places the organism in Eukaryota, Metazoa, Rotifera, Eurotatoria, Adinetida, Adinetidae. The record is from the annotation of a GenBank genome assembly.